Homarus americanus (American lobster) is the source of this 1518-nucleotide messenger RNA. RefSeq names its product dentin sialophosphoprotein-like. The coding region runs from base 1 to 1518 and encodes 505 amino acids. The record is from RefSeq and is a predicted model, not a curated record. NCBI's taxonomy places the organism in Eukaryota, Metazoa, Arthropoda, Malacostraca, Decapoda, Nephropidae. The transcript has 2 exons.
AUGCAGGAAAUUGUAUUGUAUGUUGACACUAAUGACACAACAGUUGAUUAUGUUGACACUAAUGGCACAACAACAGUUGAUUAUGUUGACAGUGAUGGCACAACAACAGUUGAUUAUGUUGACAGUGAUGACACAACUACAGUUGAUUAUGUUGACAGUGGUGACACAACAACAGUUGAUUAUGUUGACAGUGGUGACACAACAACAGUUGAUUAUGUUGACAGUGAUGACACAACAACAGUUGAUUAUGUUGACAGUGGUGACACAAUAACAGUUGAUUAUGUUGACAGUGGUGACACAACAACAGUUGAGUAUGUUGACAGUGGUGACACAACAACAGUUGAUUAUGUUGACAGUGGUGACACAACAACAGUUGAUAAUGUUGACAGUGGUGACACAACAACAGUUGAUUAUGUUGACAGUGAUGACACAACAACAGUUGAUUAUGUUGACAGUGAUGACACAUUAACAGUUGCUUAUGUUGACAGUGGUGACACAACAACAGUUGAUUAUGUUGACAGUGGUGGCACAACAACAGUUGAUUAUGUUGACAGUGGUGACACAACAACAGUUGAUUAUGUUGGCAGUGGUGACACAACAACAGUUGAUUAUGUUGACAGUGAUGACACAACAACAGUUGAUUAUGUUGACAGUGGUGACACAACAACAGUUGAUUAUGUUGACAGUGAUGACACAACAACAGUUGAUUAUGUUGACAGUGAUGACACAACAACAGUUGAUUAUGUUGACAGUGAUGACACAACAACAGUUGAUUAUGUUGACAGUGGUGACACAACAACAGUUGAUUAUGUUGACAGUGGUGACACAACAACAGUUGAUUAUGUUGACAGUGGUGACACAACAACAGUUGAUUAUGUUGACAGUGGUGACACAACAACAGUUGAUUAUGUUGACAGUGGUGACACAACAACAGUUGAUUGUGUUGACAGUGGUGACACAACAACAGUUGAUUAUGUUGAUAGUGGUGACACAACAACAGUUGAUUAUGUUGACAGUGAUGACACAACAGUUGAUUAUGUUGACAGUGAUGACACAACAACAGUUGAUUAUGUUGACAGUGAUGACACAACAACAGUUGAUUAUGUUGACAGUGAUGACACAACAACAGUUGAUUAUGUUGACAGUGAUGACACAACAACAGUUGAUUAUGUUGACAGUGGUGACACAACAACAGUUGAUUAUGUUGACAGUGAUGACACAACAACAGUUGAUUAUGUUGACAGUGAUGACACAACAACAGUUGAUUAUGUUGACAGUGAUGACACAACAACAGUUGAUUAUGUUGACAGUGAUGACACAACACAACAACAGUUGAUUAUGUUGACAGUGGUGACACAACAACAGUUGAUUAUGUUGACAGUGGUGACACAACAACAGUUGAUUAUGUUGACAGUGAUGACACAACAACAGUUGAUUAUGUUGACAGUGAUGACACAACAACAGUUGAUUAUGUUGACAGUGAUGACACAACAACAGUUGAUUAUGUUGACAAGGUAA